This is a messenger RNA of Gasterosteus aculeatus aculeatus (three-spined stickleback), 1070 nucleotides long. NCBI's taxonomy places the organism in Eukaryota, Metazoa, Chordata, Actinopteri, Perciformes, Gasterosteidae. The record is from RefSeq and is a predicted model, not a curated record.
CUGUGUCAGGCAUGUCCCCCAGCAGCUGAUACCAGCUGCUCUAUAUAUAACCUGCAGGCCCUGGUCGCCGCAUCAGAGCUCACAGCCGCUACAAAGCGCCACAUGCUUUUUGCUUUCUGGAGCUGAGAAUGAACCCCAACCCCAUGAAGCCCAAAAUCCCCAGACCAGAGGAGAGCCAGCCAGCACAUGCGCUGUGGUUUGACAGAAAGAAAUAUGUAACCAUCAACUUUAUGGUUCACAAACCUAAAGAUGUCCAAGUUGACAUCCAGCCGGAUAAAAUGAUUUUAUGCUGCAAAAAUGACUCGGACGACGUGAUCUACAAUGAACUGUACUUCUACGACAAAGUUCUGAUCAAUGACUCCAGAGAAAGAGUCUACGACCGCACCAUCAAUGUCUUGCUAAGAAAGGUGAAGCCGGAUUACUCGUGGCCUCAUCUCCAGAAGGAUCCGGCCAAGCCCAGCUGGAUUUCUGUGGACUUUGAUAACUGGAGGGACUGGGAGCACGAAGAAGACGAGGGAAAGGAGGAGUACGAGAGAUACAUGGACAUGAUCCAAGAAAUGUCCGCCAGUAACAAAGGAACAGCACCAGAUAUGGGGGAUCUUAGUGAUUCUGACUGAGACUCCCGAUUCCCUCUCUGCAUAAUACGUAAACAUAAUGAUGACGGCAGUGUUACAUUCGCCAACGCUGAUCAUAUUUACAGAUGUUUUGAAAUGCUAUUGUCUGAAACACUGUUUUUAUAUGUGACAUUUUCUAUGGAAUAAUGUGUUGUGUCAUUGUUAGUUUGAACAAAAAAAAGUGUGCGACAGUCGUUUUGUGGCACGUGUUGAUGGUCUUUUACCAGUAAAUGAAAGGCUUCAUACUGGAUCAAGGGGGGGGGGGCAGGUCAUGGCUGUGUGUUUCACUCCAGAAGAUGGCGGUAAAUCAGCAAUACGCCCAUUUCUUGCGUACGUUCAAUUAAUGUACUUUUAAAAAAAAUGUCCUCAACCUGUUUACUGAUUCGUCUUCUAUGUAACUGGUGACGCUGUGUUCGUGUCACAGCACACGCUGAAUAAACAAAACUCUUGAGUGCG